AUGAAAGCAUUAAUCGCCAAAAGAUUAAGAAUUCAGGCACCAGAAGGUUGUCGGCAUUGGUGUACAUUAGCAUAUUGGGAGCUCCGACACCGUGUGGGCCGACAGUUCCCGGUGUUCGGCGACAGCAUCAAUGUGUUCGCGCAUUGGCCACAAGGCGAGGGCCUAUGGCUCGAGCAGUGGUUCUCGACAUCCAUUUCCAAUAGAGACAAGUCUGUGCGCCGGACGCGUGAGAAAAUCGGUGUCGGAGUGACAAUCAGUCGCGAGGAGGACGGGGUGUGGGUUUACAACCGUUCAAAUGACCCGAUUUUUGUCAACUCGCCGACACUGGAUCCGCCCAACACUCGUAACCUCACUGUAUAUAAAGUAUUUCCCGGCUUUUCCAUUAAAGUAUUCGACUUCGAAAUCGCCCAAAACUACCGGCGCCUCCACGCCAUAGAGCCGCCCGACGGCCCUAUGGAUCACAACGCCUUCCGGAUUAGUUUCGCCAAAGGCUGGGGUCCGGACUACUCGAGACAAUUCAUCACAUCGUGUCCGUGUUGGCUGGAAGUGCUCCUCUCAGUCACCGACAAAGUCAAGCGAUCGAUAUCUCAUCUCAUCAACUCGUGAAUACCAAUACAUCCGAAAUCGUGGCCUCAACUCAACUGUUUCUCUCAAGACUCAGACAUAUCUUCCGUUAGAAAAAGCGACAAUUAUUUCGAAGAGUCUUAAUGAGACAAAACGGACACAAAUUUCUGUUUCAAAUGGAAAUUUUGGCUUAACUUCGAUCACAACGAAUGAAAAUAUUUUUCAAAUAACAGUACAAAUCAGGUCCCGUCCGAUGGGCUGACCGGAUAUGGAUUGCAAAACGAAUUUACUCUCAAAACAGUAAAUCGCCGAAAAACUUAUGAAAAUUACUAUUUAAACAAAUGUUUUCUAUUUAUGAUCUGAACUAAUGUGUGAUUUUAAAUGUUCAAUUCGAUUGUCAUCGACUGUCCAAUAGAUUAACUAAUUUUCAUAUUUUACAUGAGAUUUUAAAUUAUUAUUUAAGUAAUUAUAUUGUAAAAUGCAUUGCAUUUGAAUCACAAGUCCACAAAACCAUUACAAAUGAUAAAUAUAUAUGAAAAGCAUCCAAAUGUCGACG
Molecule: messenger RNA, 1120 nt
Organism: Oppiella nova
Lineage: Eukaryota; Metazoa; Arthropoda; Arachnida; Sarcoptiformes; Oppiidae
Source: the annotation of a GenBank genome assembly